This is a messenger RNA of Paramacrobiotus metropolitanus, 2913 nucleotides long. RefSeq lists its product as uncharacterized. Gene Ontology annotation, biological process: transcription by RNA polymerase III. NCBI's taxonomy places the organism in Eukaryota, Metazoa, Tardigrada, Eutardigrada, Parachela, Macrobiotidae. Bases 159 to 2726 code for a protein of 855 amino acids. The transcript has 5 exons. Gene Ontology annotation, cellular component: transcription factor TFIIIC complex. Gene Ontology annotation, molecular function: protein binding. The record is from RefSeq and is a predicted model, not a curated record.
CGCAGUGGCUGCGUUCCACUGCGUAACGUGCACUGUUUAUCAACACGAUUACGCAUGUCAAAGGUUCUUGCAGCAUUUUCCAAUUUUUUCCUUCCUCUUUCAAGAGAACCAAUGUAACCUCUCUUACACUGCAUUAUUUCCGUCAUCCACCGAUAGAAAUGGAUCAAGAAAAAGCGGGAACGUCUUCUGUUCCCCCGACCGUCAGUCGUGCCUCGGUGCGCUCCCGUAAGCGCACGCAGACAUUUCGCGCCGUCAUCGCGAGGGCCAAGAGUGUCCUGCAUCCAGAAGACUACGAGGGCCUGAGAAACAGCCCCGAUCCGGAAUUAUCGCGCUCCAAUAAGAAGAUGAAACUUCUCCCGCACAUGGAGCAUGAAUUGCGGCAAGUGACGGAUCUAUGUCUGGCGGAACAGUGGCAUGAGGCACUGGCCAAGUUUGAGCGUCUCCCGGUGGAGCUGUGUACGGCGGCCGUCUUGGCGCAGUGUAUCACCUGUUAUAUGCGGGUGGGCCAGAACGGAAAGGCGUUCGAAUUGGCGGAGCGUUUAGUGGAGAUGGAGAAGCAUUCGCGGGCCGCGUGGGAAACGUAUGAACAGCUGGCCGGAGAGCUGGAGAAACAAGGGCAGCAGCUGAAAGCCUGGAAGGCCUUAGUGGACUUGAAAGACCUGUCGGAUGAGGAUAGACUGAAAUAUCUUCGGGAAAUCGAUAAUGCGAUCGAGGACAACAAUUUGGAGGGCAAACUGAAAUACUCCCUACAGCUGUUGCCGUUGGAAGUGCGACACUGCUCGGAAGAAGACUCCAUUCCACUGCACGUCAACAUUGCCAAAUACUAUCUGGCCUUGAAGCAGCCGGAGGAAGCGGUGAAAUUCCUGACCGAAUUUGUCCAGCUGAUGUUAUCCCGUGUCCAGGAUCUGGGCCGCGAUACCGCCACGCAGGAAAUGAAUAUCCGUCCCGCGGUGAUGCUCCUCCUGACGGCCUACCUGGACUGCACGCGCCCGGACGAUGCCGCGUCGCUGAUUAUCCAUGAUGCGGAGAUUGUGGAGAUCUUCCACACGGAUCGCAAGAGUGGCGAACGGCGCCGCACGUUCUCGUGGCAGAGUGCGGAGGAGGUCAGGAUUAAGGAAGAAUAUGCUGGGGAUGUGGGAUUGGUGGCGGCUAUCUGUACGGCGUUGUUCCAGACAGAUCAGACCAAAUUUCCUCUGGUUAAGAAACUCAUUGGCAGCCAUAUUAACCCCGCGAAUACGCCCGUUAAGACGACUACAGUUGAAAUCCAGACGGACCAGCGUGAUCAGCUGCUGCGUCUCGCCCGCGCCUUACUCAACCACGGCCAACCGCAAACCGCCCGUGAAGUGAUGAAGUACAUCACCACGGUCAUCUUCGCCACCUGCACCGAGGAGACGCACUUCUUCGCCGGCACCGUCCACGAAAGCUGCCAGGAUGUCACGGCGGCACUGCACUCCUACGACAUCUGUCUGACUAAAAAGCCCGACUUCCGGCCUGCGCAGUUGCGUAUGACCGCCCUGGAGAUGGAGUUUCCCAACACGGUGGCCGUGUCGACGUUGAGCGAUAAUGUUCGCCAGAAGCUCGUCGCCGAACAGCUGAUGGCGUAUUCCGACUACGUGAACUGCCGCUUGUUGGAGCGCGCCGAUGGAUUGGUGGUGGCGAAUGUGUUGAAGAUGGUGGAGAAGAGUUUUGAAGGGGCGGUGACCAUUGAACCGGGGAAAUUCCUGUGGGCGCUGCAUACUCCGUAUGCGUUGGAGAAGGGACUGAAGAGGUAUUUACUGUCGGCGCCGGUGUUGGCGGAAAAGAAAGUGAAGUUGGGAGAGUUUUGGCGAGCGAUCAUGGACGGUUGCUGUACGGCGUUCAAAAUGCAUAGAUAUGCUGAUAUGAUUAGUAUUGCAUUCAGCAGCAUUCGUACAACGGAAAUUGCCGUCAUCCCGAAGAAGUUGGAUCAACUAAAGGAAGCUCUUGUGGUGGCCGCGUUUUAUCUUCCACCCAGUGAUGAGCCCGACCCGUUGACCGGUACCGUGGUCAACACUAGGAAAUUCAGUUUUGAUUAUCUCCGCGAGCAGCUGAAUCGGCUGCGGCAGGAGUGCGAUUUCUCCGUUCACAAGUGGAGUUUCUACUACCAUCUGGCCACCAAUCCGGAACUGGUGGAACCCGGUCAAGUGGUCAAAUGGGCCACGCACUGGGUGGGGAAAAACGGGUACAAGAGGGAGAUCUCCAUGAUACUGGCCAAUGAUUCUAUGCGCCGCGGCAGCUAUCCACACGCACACAAAUUGUAUUCUGAAAUCGUUCAGCGCGACGGUGAGACUAACGUUCCCUGGAUUGUGUUCCUGCACCUGGGUACUUUAUGCGCUAAUCUGGCUUGUCGUUUCCGGGUGUCGGAUGCCGAGAAACAGCGCUUGUACGCUGAAUGUAUGCGUCAUCUGGACAAGUACCGCGACAACCGUGGAUAUUGUCCGGAAGUUCUGUAUAACCGCGCGCGCGCCUACCACCUGUUUGGUGAUGCGGAGAACGCGGUGGAGUACUACCAUAAGUGUCUGCAGCUGAUCCAGAACACGACGGACGAGGACGACGGUGCGGCGGACGACAACGCUUCUCUGGCCUUUGAAGCGGCCUACAAUCUCCGCUGUUUGUACGCACAUAAGCAGCAGAAGGCGUUAGCGGCGGGGGUGCUCAGCUGGCAGACGGUGAAGAGUUUUGCGCGAGGGAUCACGUUUCGCAGCUAAUGUGGCGUUGCCGAUGGAGUUUUUGGCUUCUUUUACUAACGAUUGUGAUAAUAAAUGCGAAUCUUUUGUUAGUUUAUUUUUAGAUUUGAUUACUUUCUUAACAUUUGUUUGUAAGCACAGGAAUUGUUUUGUCGCACACCAGACUGUUUUUUUAUUGGGACCUCGUGCCCUUUCCUAUGGAAUUAAA